Mandrillus leucophaeus (drill) is the source of this 1910-nucleotide messenger RNA. It is a transcript of the gene FAM178B, whose product is annotated as family with sequence similarity 178, member B. The transcript is spliced from 15 exons. Bases 1 to 1563 code for a protein of 520 amino acids. The record is from RefSeq and is a predicted model, not a curated record. NCBI's taxonomy places the organism in Eukaryota, Metazoa, Chordata, Mammalia, Primates, Cercopithecidae.
AUGCAGGCGCCCGGGGACACGUUUCCCACCGACUGGAGCCCCCCGCCCGUAGAGUUCCUCAACCCAAGGGUGCUGCAGGCCAGUCAGGAGGCCCCGCAGGAACACCUGGACUUGGACCCAAAGAGGGGCCUGGCCUUGCCAGAGAAGCUGUUCUGGAACACGGCAGGCCCGAGCCAGCAAGCUGCAGUCCCAGAGUUAUCCUGGAGGGUCUCAGGAAGCUACUUCAACAACCUGGACUACUUACUGCAGGAGAAGAGGAUGCUGGUGGAAAAGUACUCAGUGUCCCUGCAGACCAUCCCGCUGGUCCAUCCAGGUGAGACUGUGUUUCUGCCCAGGCGUCACUCCCUGCCAUGCAUCCUGGACUCCUCACACCUGAAGCCACGCAGUCACCUGGAAAGGCUGUUCCUCAGCUCCCCGCCGGCCCAACAGCUGUCCUUCCUGCACAGCGGCCUCCUGAGCACCCUCUACCUGCACGUGCCUGACUGCCCAGUGCCCCUGCUCCAGUGGCUGUUCCAGCUGCUGACUUGGCCUCCAGAAACGUCUUUGGGAGCCUUCGGUCUCCUGUGGGAUCUCAGUGCGGAUGGAAUCUUCCUUCAGCCGGGUGAAGACGUGCACCUGUGGUGCCCCUCACUGCAAGAGGUCAGGGAGGCAUUCCACAGCCUGGGUGCCCACAGUCCCGCCCUGUACCCUCUGGGGCCCUUUUGGCACGGCGGCAGGGUGCUUCCAGGCGAGGCUGGCCUGAGUGAGAACAAGGAGCAGGACGCUCCCCAAGAGGUGGCCUUGGACAUCAGCCUGGGCCACAUCUACAAGUUUCUGGCGCUGUGUGCCCAGGCCCAGCCGGGGGCCUACACUGACGAGAACCUCGUGGGACUGAUAGAGCUGCUGUGCCGCGCCGGCCUGGACAUGGGGCUCCGCCUGCUGCCCAAGGUUGACCUCCAGCAGCUUCUGCUCUUGCUCCUGGAGAACAUCCGGGAGUGGCCGGGGAAGCUCCAGGAACUCUGCUGCACCCUGAGCUGGGUGUCUGACCACCACCACAACCUGCUGGCCCUCGUGCAGUUCUUCCCGGACAUGACCUCCCGGAGCAGGCGGCUUCGAAGCCAACUCAGCCUUGUGGUCAUUGCUCGAAUGCUGGGCCAGCAGGAGACACUCCCUCUCUGGCAAGAGAAGACCCAGCUGUCCUCGCUCAGCCGGCUCCUGGGCCUCAUGAGGCCAUCAUCUCUCAGGCAGUACCUGGGCUCUGUGCCCUUGCCACCCUCCCAGGAGCAACAGCCAAAGGCUAGUGCCGAGCUGGACCACAAGGCCUGCUACCUGUGCCACAGCCUUCUGACGCUGGCCGGGGUGGUCGUCAGCUGCCGGGACGUCACUCCAGACCAGUGGGGCGAGCUGCAGCUGCUGUGCAUGCAGUUGGAUCGCCACAUCAGCGCACAGAUCCGGGAGAGCCCCCAGGCCACGCACCACACCAUGCUCAAGGACCUGGCCACCCAGACCUACAUCCGCUGGCAGGAGCUUCUGACCCACUGCCAGCCCCAGGCCCAGUACUUCAGCCCCUGGAAAGACAUCUAAAAGAGCAGGGUCAGGGCAGCCCAGGGCUCCUGGCUCCAGCAGGAAGUGAACAGGCUCAGGGAACUGGAGGAAGCGAAGCAUCAAGGCCAGAGGCGGCCACAUGCUGACCAGCCUGAUGAAGCAAGAGCCUGCCUCUGCCACCGCCCUGAUCCCCUCUCCUCUCAGCAAGGGAUGGGCUUCUCUGCCUCGCCCACCCCCAGCCCUCCUCCCAGCCACCUCCUCUUCCCUAAGGCCUCUGUCUCCAUAGCUCUGGUUUCCCUGGGCCUCCGUCCUCCCCACCCUCCUUCCUCUCUCUCCCUGUCACCAAUGUGAGGUUUCUUUGUGCACAUUAAAGUCUUUCAGCAUCA